Molecule: messenger RNA, 927 nt
Organism: Dictyostelium purpureum
Lineage: Eukaryota; Evosea; Eumycetozoa; Dictyosteliales; Dictyosteliaceae
Exons: 2
Coding region: 1-927 (308 amino acids)
Cellular component (GO): lysosome
Molecular function (GO): palmitoyl hydrolase activity; thiolester hydrolase activity
Source: RefSeq, a predicted model, not a curated record
AUGUUAAAUAAAAAACUAACAUUAUCAAUUAUUUUAUUUAUUUUUUCUUUUAUAAAUUAUUCAUUGUCAGCAUCAUCGAGCGAUGCCACACCAAUAAGAAAUAUUGUUAUAUGGCAUGGUUUAGGAGACUCUUGUUGUUUUCCAUUUAGUAUGGGUAAAAUAAAAGACAUUAUUCAAAACCAAUACCCAGGUGUUUAUGUCAAAAGUAUUGAAAUUGGAUCCAGUAUUGAUGAAGAUGUUUACAACUCAUGGUUCAAAAACGUCAAUGAGCAAAUCGAUAUGGCUUGCGAAAUGAUCAAGGCCGAUACCAACUUAACAAAUGGAUUUAAUGCUGUUGGAUUCAGUCAAGGUAGUCUCUUUUUAAGAGCAUUUGUAGAGAGAUGUAAUGAUCCACCAGUACAUAAUUUAAUUAGUAUUGGUGGGCCACAAAACGGUGUUUUUGGUGCCCCAAGAUGUGCAACAACAAAUGGUACUUUUUGUAAUGUAGCUAGAAAUCUUUUAGAACUUGGUGCCUAUGAUGAAUAUGUACAAAAUAACUUGGUACCUGCAGAAUACUGGCAAGAUCCAUUACAAUACUCAAAGUUUUUGGAAAAAUCUAUAUUUUUAGCAGAUAUCAAUAAUAUGAAAGAUGUAAAAAAUCAAACCUAUAAAGAUAAUCUUUUGUCAUUAAAUAAAUUUGCAUUAACAUUAUUCCUCAAUGACACCAUUGUAAUUCCAAGAGAAAGUGAACAUUUCGGGUGGUAUGAAGAAGGUCAAGCAAAGAAUAUUAUACCAAUGGAAAAAACCCAACUUUACCAAGAAGAUUGGAUUGGCAUUCAACAACUAGACAACGAAGGUAAAUUAAUAUUUUUGGAAUCACCAGGAAAUCAUUUACAAUUCACCGAGCAAUGGUUUAUCGAAAAUAUUAUACCAUUAUUAAAUGAAUAA